Messenger RNA from Trichoderma atroviride IMI 206040, 1464 nucleotides. The record is from RefSeq and is a predicted model, not a curated record. Lineage: Eukaryota; Fungi; Ascomycota; Sordariomycetes; Hypocreales; Hypocreaceae.
AUGGGAUUGCCCUCGAUCCGACUCAUUACGUCGUACAUCUUCGACUGGAUUAUUCUCGUCGUCGUUACUGCCGCCGGCUACGUCUUGGGCCGAAUUACACCCAACAAGCGGCCCUUUUCUCUGGUUGACCCAGACAUCUCAUUUCCUUUUACGGUACACGAGACUGUGCCGGACUGGCUGCUCUUUGUCUUGAGCAGUGGGGUCCCUGCUGUCGUUAUCAUCAUUGUCUCCAUCAUAUUUGUGCCAGGUGCAACGGUGCCCAAAAAUACCCCUGCCUCAUUAGUUUGGAAGCGUAAACUAUGGGAACUUCACAUUGGUCUACUGGGACUCCUCAUGUCAGUUGGCGCUGGCUUCUUCUUUGUCAGUGGCAUCAAGAAUAUGUGCGGCAAGCCUCGACCUGAUCUACUUGCACGAUGCGUCCCGGAUUUGGAAAACGCAUCGAAAUACCUGAUUGGCGGCUUCAAGGGAGAAUUCGCAUUGGGCAACAGCAUUGGCCAGCUCUUUUCGGCCGACAUCUGCACGCAGACCGACAAGGCGAAGCUCGACGAUGGCUUCCGAAGCUAUCCCAGCGGCCACUCUGCGGCCUCCGCCGGCGGUCUCCUCUACCUCUCGCUGUUUCUCGCCAGCAAGUUUGCCGUGACGAUGCCGUUUGUAGCUACGGGCACAUCUACAUCCAGCCAUGAAGUGCAUGCUGCUUUCCCUUCUCGUGCAGCAUCUGCGGUUGAGCAGUUUGACGACGAGGCGUCCAUGCCCAUGGCUGGCAAAGGCGCGAAUCCAACCAUCAAGUAUAAUUCCAGCAUUCAGGCGUUGCGUCGCCAGGCAGCAGCUCCUCCCAUCUAUCUCCUUGUCAUCACCGUGGCACCUUUUUGCCUCGCCAUCUUCAUCGCUGCUUCUCGCUGGUUUAAUUUCCGACACCAUGGCUUCGACAUUUUGUUUGGCUUUUCCAUCGGUAUCUUUACAGCCCUCUUCAGUUUUAGAUAUUAUCAUUUGCCCAUCACCAUUGGCGCUGGUUGGGCUUGGGGCCCCCGGAGCCCAGACAGGGCUUUCUGGGCUGGUGUCGGUCGUUUGGGCUAUGUUGGCGAAAAAGAUGUCGAGCGUGGCACGAUGACGGGUGAGCCAUAUCAGGAUGUAGAGUUGAGCAACUUGAAUGGGGGGCACGAGUCAGGGGGUCGAGCAUGAUAUUGAGUCGGCAUUUUAUAUGAUACCCAGCUCUCCCGUUGGGGGGAAAGCAUAUAGAUAUAAAAGGGAAUAGAAUGUGGGGAGGAUAGAGGGAAAAUCGUCGUAUAUUGUUUGUAAUUCUUGAAUCAUAAUUUUACCACCAUUAGCCAAGAUUCGCUGGUUGACAAUGUUCAUUAAUGUCCGGUUUGUCACUACUGUCAGUGCCAUGCUGUGUAAUUACGACCAAUCGAGUAUUAAUGGAACCAAGUUCAUGUUUGUAGAAUUUUCGUCGAAUUAACGUGGCAG